This is a messenger RNA of Pipistrellus nathusii (Nathusius's pipistrelle), 1767 nucleotides long. The record is from the annotation of a GenBank genome assembly. Lineage: Eukaryota; Metazoa; Chordata; Mammalia; Chiroptera; Vespertilionidae.
AUGGACAGCCUCCGGGACGCAGGGCCCCAGCAGCGCGGGGGCUGCUGCCCUGCCCCCUGCCAGCUGGUCCCCGUCGGCUUCAGGGCCGAGGCGUGGCGGCUCUUGGUCCUGUCCGGACCCCUGCUCCUGUUCCAGAUGCUGUCCUUCAUGAUCUACGUGGUGAGCUCGGUGUUCUGCGGGCACCUGGGCAAAGUGGAGCUGGCGUCCGUGACCCUCUCCGUGGCCUUCGUCAAUGUGUGCGGCGUGUCCGUGGGCCUCGGCGUGUCCUCCGCGUGUGACACCUUGAUGUCCCAGAGCUUCGGCAGCCCCAACAAGAAGCACGUGGGGGUCAUCCUGCAGCGGGGCGCGCUCAUCCUGCUGCUCUGCUGCUUCCCCUGCUGGGCGCUCUUCCUCAACACCCAGCACAUCCUGCUGCUGCUCCGGCAGGACCCCGCCGUGUCCAGGCUGACCCACGAGUACGUGCUGAUCUUCAUGCCCGCGCUCCCGGUGAUUUUUCUUUACAACCUGCUGGCAAAAUACUUGCAAAAUCAGCAAGCCCAGGCCAGUUUUCGUUUAUUUCAGGGGAUCGUCUGGCCCCAAGUCCUCAGCGGCCUCGUGGGCAACGGCAUCAACGCCCUGGCCAACUACUUGCUGGUUUCGGUGCUGAGCCUGGGGGUCAGGGGCUCUGCCUUCGCCAACACCCUCUCCCAGUUCACACAGACCGUCUUCCUGCUGCUCCACAUCGCACUGAGGAGGCUGUACCAGGACACGUGGGCAGGCUGGUCCGUGCAGUGCCUGCAGGACUGGGGCCCCUUCUUCUCCCUGGCCCUGCCCAGCAUGCUCAUGAUCUGCAUCGAGUGGUGGGCCUACGAGAUCGGCAGCUUCCUCAUGGGCCUGCUGAGCAUGGUGGACCUCUCUGCCCAGGCCGUCAUCUACGAGGUGGCCACAGUCACCUACAUGAUCCCCAUGGGGCUCAGCAUCUCUGUCUGCGUCCGAGUGGGGACGUCCCUGGGAGCCGCGGACACCGUGCAAGCCCAGCGCUCCGCCGCCUCAGGCGUGCUCUGCACAGUUGGCACCUCGCUGGUUAUCGGCGCCCUGCUGAGCCUCCUGAAGAACCACCUGGGCUCUGUCUUCACCAGUGACGAGGAGGUCAUCGCCCUGGUGGACAAGGUCCUGCCCGUCUACAUCAUCUUCCAGCUGUUUGAGGCCGUCUGUUGUGUCUACGGCGGAGUCCUGAGAGGCACCGGCCGGCAGGCCUUCGGGGCCGUGGUGAACGCCAUCGCCUACUACGUGGUUGGCCUCCCGCUGGGCAUCGUCCUGGCCUUCGUGGUCAGACUGCGAACCAUGGGCCUCUGGCUGGGCAUGCUGACCUGCGGCGUGCUGGCGGCGGCGGCCCUGGCCGCCUACACUGCGCGGCUGGACUGGGCGCGGGCGGCGGCGGAGGCUGAGAAGUACGCGGGGCUGCCGCGGCGGCAGGGCACCCAGCACCCCGAGAGCCGGGCCCCGGGAGCCGGGCCCGAGGAAGGGGCCGUGUCUGCAGUGGCCACGGGCGCCUGCCCCGGCGUCUCCCUGACGAAGUUCUCGGGCCCCGGGCGCCCCGCGGACCUCGGGUCGGACCUCCGGGCGGACCUCGGGGCGGACCUCCAGCCGGCGGCCCCGGCCCGCCCCGCUCCCGCCCGCGGGCUGUCGGCGCGGCAGCUGGCCGUGCGCCGCGGGGCCGCGCUGGGGGCCGCGUCCGCCGCGCUGGCCGCGGGGCUGGCGGUGAGCGUCCUGGCCUCCCGGCGCUAG